Cynocephalus volans (Philippine flying lemur) is the source of this 1590-nucleotide messenger RNA. It is a transcript of the gene JDP2, whose product is annotated as Jun dimerization protein 2. Lineage: Eukaryota; Metazoa; Chordata; Mammalia; Dermoptera; Cynocephalidae. The record is from RefSeq and is a predicted model, not a curated record. Gene Ontology annotation, biological process: regulation of transcription by RNA polymerase II. Bases 184 to 675 code for a protein of 163 amino acids. The transcript is spliced from 5 exons. Gene Ontology annotation, molecular function: RNA polymerase II cis-regulatory region sequence-specific DNA binding; DNA-binding transcription factor activity, RNA polymerase II-specific. Gene Ontology annotation, cellular component: nucleus.
GCGCCUGCAGCCGGGCCCCGGCCCCGGGGGCGCCGCCUCCGCCCGCGGCUUCUGCACGGACUGGAGUCCAGCAGUGGUUUUGUACUGAAGUGCUACUUACAAGGCUGCUUAGAAGCUAAUCCUGUGCUCCAUAUUCCCAGUGUCUGCUGGCUCAUAGUAGGCUGGCCUGCCGCUCUUCCUGCUAUGAUGCCUGGGCAGAUCCCAGACCCUUCUGUGACCGCAGGCUCUCUGCCAGGGCUGGGCCCCCUGAGUGGACUCCCCAGCUCGGCUCUGACUGUGGAGGAGCUGAAAUACGCUGACAUCCGUAACAUCGGGGCCAUGAUCGCCCCCUUGCACUUCUUGGAGGUGAAACUGGGCAAGAGACCCCAACCCGUGAAAAGUGAGCUAGACGAGGAAGAGGAGCGGAGGAAAAGGCGCCGGGAGAAGAACAAAGUCGCAGCGGCCCGAUGCCGGAACAAGAAGAAGGAGCGCACUGAGUUUCUGCAGCGGGAGUCUGAGCGCCUGGAACUCAUGAACGCGGAGCUGAAGACCCAGAUCGAGGAGCUGAAGCAGGAGCGGCAGCAGCUCAUCCUGAUGCUGAACCGGCACCGCCCCACCUGCAUCGUUCGGACCGACAGCGUCAAGACCCCCGAGUCCGAAGGCAACCCGCUGCUGGAGCAGCUCGAGAAGAAGUGACCAUGGCUGGGAGGAGGAAGAGGGGGAGGAGGAGGAAGAGAGACGAAGAGGGCAGAGGAGGGGGUCCCAGAGGACCCUUCCCUGGUGUAUGACAAACUAUUCAAUGAGGCUCAGCACAGCCAGCACGGGCCAGGCUUUUUUGUGAAACUCAGAUCAGCCACACAGGGGACGAGGGGGCUGAAGAAACCCAGAGGGACCAAGCGCUGAGACCAAAGUUGACCCAAGGGUAGGGCUGUCCUGCCUGGGGCCCAGCUUGAAAGAGGCAGGACAGGGGCACCUGGGCCACAGAGACGCCCACCCAGGCAGCCUUGACACUGCUCCAGACUCUCUGCCAGGACACCCGCCUGAGGGACCUCCGAGCAGCCAGGAAAAGCCGUGAGUUGCAACCAAAAGGCAACUGAGGAUAGAACUCAGAGUGAAACUGCAAUCCGUCUGUCCCCAGCCCUGCCCCCUGGCCCCAAUGCAAAGCCAGAGAGGGGCACACUGGGCCCUGACACUCCUGGCCACUGGGUCCAGUGUGGCCCUGCCCAGGAGGUGGCAGCCGGGCACACCCUCGCUGGCCCUGCUGGAGUUUGCUGUGGGCACUGAGGCGCGGGCGCCCUUCCAAAGCACACACUCACUGAAUGUUUACAGACUGGCUGUCCUGGCAGGGCUUUCAACUGCACAUGUUUUUUAUACUUUCUUUUUCUUUUUUUUUUUUUAAUAUUUUUUACAAAAAAGAUUUUAUACAAGCAAUAUAUAUAUGGAUUCUAUAAUCACUCGAUGUGAUACAGUAUAAAUAUGCUAUGGGUUGUUUGUUACGAACAGAUAUCUACCAAUUAUGUGUAACUCCUCAGUACUGUAGUCUUUGGGUGUUGGGGGUAUCAGGGUGGCCGGGUUGGGGGUGGGGUGCAUUUCCAUCCUUGUAAACCCUUC